Molecule: messenger RNA, 1686 nt
Organism: Eimeria maxima
Lineage: Eukaryota; Apicomplexa; Conoidasida; Eucoccidiorida; Eimeriidae
Exons: 4
Coding region: 1-1686 (561 amino acids)
Source: RefSeq, a predicted model, not a curated record
AUGGUAUCUUUAGAGGAGGGCACAAGCCUCAGAGGCUCCAUGUGGGGGCCCCCUCAGGGGGCCCCCAUAUUGCGGCGGCCGCUUGAGGCCCUGCUGAGGUGCCUGGACACUACAUCAGCAGCGGCAGCAGCGGCAGCAGCAGCAGCAGCAGGGAGUGUGUCUCCUUCCUGCAGCAGACAGAAUCGACGACACUUCGAUGCACCCUUAAAGGAGACAUGCGGCCCCGCUGCAGCUGCGCAUGAGUCCCCAAGUAUCAGUAACAAGCAGCAGCAGCAGCAGCAGCAGCAGCAGCAGCAGCAGCAGCAGAAGCAGUGUCAGCCUUUGUUACUGUUCGACGGGUUCGAAGUGCGCGAAGGGAAAUCCCUCCACGUGCUGCAGCUGCAACAGCAGCAGCAGAAGCAGGAAAGGUCCCGUUUUCGCCAGCUGCUGCGCCUCUUCCUGCUGCUUUUGUUAUUUUGCUGCUAUAGCAGCAGCAGCAGCGGCAGCGGCAGCGGCAGCGGAUGUUCCUUCUCAAUAGGUAUGACUGCUGCUGCUGCUGAUCCCCCCAAUACAGGAGGAGCAGCAACAGGGAGACGCUCCCGCCGCAAGUGGCGAGGCCUGCGGCUGCAGUUGCCGCCUCGUCUAGGAGAGCAACAGAGACAGCUCCAGCUGUCUCCUCCCAGCAGCAGCAGCAGCAGCAGCAGCAACAGUAGUAUCUCUGUUGAGUGCCUUGAAAACCAAAGAAACUGCGAGCGAGAUAGACUGCAAGAGUCUGGCGGGUUGGAAGGGAGACCCGCUGCGGCUGCUGCUGCUGCUGCCGCCGCUGCUGCUGCAGAGGUGAAGGAGGUGCUGCGCAAAGUCGCGGAAACGCUGCUGCAAGUGCAGCAGCAGCAGGAGAGGCAGCAGCAGCAGGAACACAAGCAGGAUGAAGAGGGAGGCGAGCUGCAGCUGCAAGACCUGCAGCACGAAGAACUGCAGCAGCAGGGGGAGCUGCAGCUGCAAGAUCUGCAGCACGAAGAUCUGCACCAGCAGGGGGAGCUGCAGCUGCAGGAUCUGCAACACGAAGAGGUGCCGCAGAAGGGAAGGCUGCAGCUAAAGGACCUGAAUCAGGAAGCGGUGCAGCAGCAGAAGGUGCAGCUGCAGGGACUGCAGCAGGUAGAACCGCAGCGGCAGGGACUGCAGCAGCAAGGACUGCAGCAGAAGAAACAGGAACAACAGCAACAGAAACAGGAACAGGAACAGCAGAAACAGAGACAGGAACAGGGAAAGCUGCAGCAGAAACAGGAACAGCAGCAGCAACAGAAACAGGAACAGCAACAGCAGAAACAGGAACAGGAACAGCAGGAGCGAAAACAGGGACAGGAACAGCUGCAGCAAAAACAGGAACAGCAGCAGCAAAAACAGGCACAGCAGCAGCAGCAGGAACUGGGACAGGAGCAGCAAAGCAGCAGUGCCUUGAACGAGCCUGCUAAUGCUGCAGCAGCAGGCGGAAAGCCGUCGAUUUCUGGGACUUUGUCCGUCUUGACGGCUGAGUUGCAUAGUUCAUUAACGCAACUAAGGGGAGAAUUAUCGCAUUUGCUUGCUGCAGCAGACGCUGCUGCUGCUGCUGCUGCAGCAGAAGCUGGAGCGGCAGCAGCAACUUCGCCUGCUGCUGCAGCAGAUGCUGCAGUAGCAGGCGGGGCAGUAACAGGCGCAGGCAUUUAUUAA